This is a messenger RNA of Prunus avium (sweet cherry), 4940 nucleotides long. Lineage: Eukaryota; Viridiplantae; Streptophyta; Magnoliopsida; Rosales; Rosaceae. The record is from RefSeq and is a predicted model, not a curated record.
AUAUAUAUUAUGUCUUGGUUCUGGCUUUCUUGAUCUCUUUUGUUCUAAAAGUGUGUAACUGUGUAUUGCCUUUGAAUUUUCCUUCUUGUUCACUGCGACACCUUCGGUAUUUGGUAAUUCGUGAAGAAAUCUGCUGCUGAUACUUAAACUGCAGUUGUGCGUCUUAAUUUGUUCAGUGUGGAUUUUUGGAUCUCAAGCAAAAUCAGAUAUCAAAAUUUCCAUUUGUGCGUGUUCAUAUUGUUGAAGAAAACUUCCUUACUUUUUUGGCUGCUUGUGUGUGUCUCUUCAGUCUUAAUUAUCAACAAGUAUGGCAGUGGGAGAGAUUUUUCUUGGGGCGUUCCUUCAGGUGCUGCUCGACAGGUUGGGGCCUCGCGAGAUCCUCAACAACUUUGGUCUCGUAAAGGGCGUCGACAAAAAGCUGAAUAAAUGGAGUGACAAUUUGUCUGUAAUCGUAGCGGUACUGAAUGAUGCGGAGGAGAAGCAACUGACAGAUCAUGGUGUGAAAUUGUGGCUGGAUGAACUCAGAGACUUGGCUUAUGAUGUAGAAGACGUGCUGGACAAAUUUGCUACUAAAAUAUUGAAGCGCCAGAUAGAGGGACGUGAUCAAGUAAAAAGGUGCUGGACAAGUAAAAAGGUGCGGAGAUCAUUCUCUAAACUGACACUCAAUGUCGAUAUGAACUCUGAAAUAAAGAAGAUUACAGAGCGGUUGCAAGGGAUCUCUGAACGGAAAGAUGAGUUUGGUUUAAAGGACACUGGGACGUCUAGUAAAGCAUGGUCAAGGCCACCAACUUCGGGCGUGUUGGGUGGACUAACCGUUGUUGGAAGAGAUGGAGAGAAAGCAAAAAUAUUAGAAAUGUUGUCGAGCGAUGAGCAUAGUAAUGUCAGCUUUGAUGUUGUUGCCAUUGUUGGCAUGCCUGGCCUUGGGAAGACAACACUUGCUCAAUUUGCUUUCAACAACAACAGUGAUGUCAUGAAGGAGUUCGAGCUGAAGGUGUGGGUGUCUGUGUCCGGUGACUUCAACGUUGUAAGAGUGACGAAGGCAAUUCUUGAAUCAGUCACAUCUCAACCCGUUAAAGUAGAGGAGUUCAGUAAAAUGCAGCAUGAUUUGAAUGAGCAGUUAAGAGGCAAAAAGUUUUUAAUUGUUUUAGAUGAUAUUUGGAACAAAGGUGAUUUAUAUGAUCUGUGGACAAGACUUCAAUCCCCUUUUAGUGUUGGAGCACAAGGAAGUAAGAUAAUUGUGACAACACGUGACCUAAAUGUUGCAAAGAUUAUGGGAGCCACCGAAGUUCAUAACUUGGAGUAUAUGUCAGAUGAUAAUUGUUUGGAAAUAUUUGAGCAGCAUGCAUUUGUGAACAUUAACAAUGAUAGACCACCAAAUUUUGAGUUGCUUCAGAAAAAAAUUGCUGAAAAAUGCAGUGGAUUGCCCUUAGCAGCAAGAACUCUUGGUGGGCUUUUACGUCAGAAAGAAAUAAACGAAUGGGAAGAAAUAUUGAACAACAAAUUGUGGAAUUUAUCAGGUAAGAGUGACAUUCUUCCGGUAUUAAAGUUGAGCUAUCACUAUCUUCCUUCCAACUUGAAGAGGUGUUUUGCCUAUUGCUCAAUAUUUCCAAAUGACUAUGAAUUUGGGGAGAAGCAAUUGAUCCUUUUAUGGAUGGCAGAGGGUUUGAUUCAACAACCACCAGAAGCCAAUAGACAAAUGGAGGAUUUAGGGCACGACUAUUUUCAAGAGCUAUUAUGUAGGUCAUUAUUUCAAAAGGCAAGUGAAAACAAUUCACGAUAUGUAAUGCAUGACCUUGUUACUGAUUUGGCACAAUGGGCAGCAGGAAAUACUUGUUUUAGAUUGGAGGACAAGAAAGGUGAUAACUUCCAAUCUGAAUGCUUUCGUCAUUCGUCUUUCAUGAUUGGUGACUAUGAUGGAGUUCAAAAGUUCGAGGCCUUUCGCGAAGUUGAACGUUUGCGAACAUUCCUGCCACUUUCACUAUCAAAUACUUGGCAGACUAGAUAUCUGGCUCGUAAGGUAAUUUUUGAUUUAUUAACUCAGAUGCAAUACUUACGGGUGCUUUCUUUGAAUGGCUAUGAAAUAGCUCAUGAGCUGCCAGAUUCAAUUGGUAAUUUGAAGUAUCUGCGGUAUCUUGAUCUUUCUCACACAAGGAUAACAAGUUUGCCUGAAUCAACAACCACUCUUUACAACUUACAGACAUUGAUACUUGAAGAUUGUCGUUAUUUGAAGGCACUACCUAGAAACAUGAGGAAUCUAGUGAAUCUGCGUCAUCUCAACAAUUCAAAUGUAGUUUCACUAAAAGCAAUGCCUCUGCAACUAGGUCGGUUGACAAAUCUACAAUCUUUGCCUAAUUUUGUGGUGGGUAAAGGUAGUGAUGAAUCAGGGAUAAGAGAGAUUGGAUCCCUAUCCCAUCUCCGAGGGACAUUAUCGCUCUCAAAGUUGGAGAAUGUGAUUGAUGCUGAGGAUGCACGGAAGGCUGACUUAAAAUCCAAGGAGAGAGUAGAUGAAUUGGUGCUAGAAUGGUCGGAUAACACACGAGAAACUCAAUUAGGUGUGCUUGACAGAUUAGAACCUCAUAGAAUGCUUGAAAAACUCAUCAUCAGGGGUUAUGCUGGAUUAGAAUUUUCAACAUGGAUUGGAGAUCGUUUAUUCUCCACUAUGGUGCAUGUACGCUUAGACAAAUGUAAAAAUUGUCAAAUCUUGCCACCACUUGGGCAACUGCCUUUGCUCAAAGAACUUUAUAUUACAGGAAUGGCUGCAGUGAAAAGUGUUGGUCCUGAGUUUUAUGGGGAGGGUAGCUUGCCUUUUCCAGUACUAGAGACUCUUGUGUUUGAGGAUCAGGUUUUCCCUUGCUUGAAGUUUCUUUCAAUCAGCAAUUGUCCUCAAUUGGAGGGUAAGUUGCUCGAGAACCUUGAUUCAUUAGAAACACUUACAAUUAUUAAAUGCGAGGAAUUGGUGAUUUCAAUUUCCAACUAUAAACAAAUUGGUCGAUUAUGGAUUGAAGGCUGCAAAGCGGUGGUGAAGACAAGUGGGGUUGAGUUUGAGUUAUUAGAGUCCUUGGGACUUUCAUAUAUUUCAGAGGUGAGGUUCCAAAGAGGGGAAUUCACCAAAGGAUUAAGGAAGGUUGCAAAAUUGAGGAUUGGCGGAUGUGAGGAGCUGACAUCUUCACUGAAGAAUGAGGAUAGAGUAUUGCAAUACUUGAUUUCUCUUGAUCAUUUGGUUAUUAAAAGCAACUCUUCCCUCCUUGAAAAGCUGGGAAAAGAAGCAGAGGAGUUGCUGCAAUUGCAAAUAUUGACUUGCAAGCUUAAAUAUCUACAUUUAAACAAGUGUGCAAGUCUUUCGAAGGUACCAGAAGGGUUGCAUCACCUAACGGCUCUUCAACACCUUCAAAUUGUUGGAUGCUCAAAUCUGGUUUCUUUCCCAGAUGUUGGUCUGCCUCCUUCCCUUGAAGUCAUAUGGAUUCUGGGGUGUCAUUCGUUGCUGUAUUUCGCAAAAUACCGGAUUCCCCCAAAUCUAAGAAGAAUAGAGAUAUUUCAGUGUAAAAGUUUGAAAUCAUUAGUAGAGAAAGAGGAGGAUAGUUCUUCGUCUUCGUCUUCUUCUCAUAUUUCUCUUGAGCACUUGGGAAUAUCGAGAUGUGAAUCUCUAACGUCGUUAUCAUUGAGAGGCCAGUUGUUUCCCAGGGCGCUUAAAAGCCUUGAAAUAUUCUAUUGUAGAGAGCUGCAGUUAAAUGGGUUAGCCCACGACAACACUAAUUAUUGUCUUGAACGUAUUAGCAUCAAAUUAUGCCCAAAUCUGAAAUCGUUACCAGAGGGCCUAUGCCACCUCACCAAUCUUCAAACUUUAGAGAUUUUUGGUUGUGGGAGUCUGGUUUCCAUCCCGAGCCUGAGUGGUGAGGGUUUGCUUUCGCCAACAACAACAGCCGCCUCCAGCCUGAGACAAAUCAAAAUCGAAAAUUGCAACAAAUUGGAGAUGUUACCGGACAUGCGCAAUCUCAACUGUCUUUAGGAAUUGAAUAUUGGAGGAAUCAAGAAUUGUAAGCCGCUGUCGGAGCUGUUGCACAGGCUCACCUCUCUUACAAAAUUGUCCAUCAGUGGUGUAGACCCAAGUGUGGUUUCAUUUCCACCCGACAGUUACAGGGAGAUGGAUAUGGAGAUGCUGCUCCCCAAAACUCUCACUCGUCUCUCAAUUGGGGGCUUCCCAAAUCUGAAGAAACUGAGGAGCAAGGGCUUUCAAUUCCUCACCUCUCUUCGAUCUCUUCAACUCCAGAAUUGUCCAAAGCUGGCACAUAUUCCAGCGGAGGGGUUGCCUAUUUCACUGAGGCAACUUUAUAUCAGUCGGUGUCCUCUGCUAAAAGAUAAAUGCCAGCCUGGUAGUAAAGGACGAUACCUGCCCAAAAUAUCCAACAUCCCCCGCAUAGAAAUAAUGGAUUAGAAGACGGUUUGAAGAUGAUGAGAACCCACACCCACACAUGGGAGGACAUGGACAUGGUCAACUCCGACUCUCACUGUCCCCAGGCUUCCCAAAUCUAAAGAAACUGAGCAGCAAGGCCUUUCAAUUCCUCGCCUCUCUUCAAUCUCUUCGACUCCGGAAUUGUCCAAAGCUGGCAUCUAUUCCAGUGGAGGGCCUGGUUCUUUCACUUUCGCAAUUUUAUAUCUCUGGGUGUCCAAAGAUAUUUUGGGUCACAUCUUCAGGUCUUAUCUUUGGACGUUGGACGAUACUGGCCCAAAAUAUCUCGCAUUCCUUGCUUGGGUACCAUGAAAUAAGAAUGUCUUAUUAUUUUUCAGAUAUUCCUGUUUUCUUCAAUUUAGUUGGCACUUGCAAACAUGCCAUCAAAAUUUGAAUGGAGAACAUUUGAAAUAUAUAUAGUAAAAGAAAAUACUUCGUUUCUCACUUGGUUUGCCUUGUAAUAUUUCGUCAUCAGAAAACUUUUAGCCAUAUU